AUGCAUUAUGGGAAAUCUGACAGAGAUUGUAAUGGAAAUAAUGCGGAGUGGACUGCUGUGAAAAUGGAAUAUGUUGUGCCAUAUUUAGUCACAAUACCCGAAUCUACCUUAGAUUGUGACCCGAGGGUUUACACAGCUCUUAUACUCAAAAGGCAAGAUGAUCUUCCCGGUCGUAAACGUCAGUUCAGACGUCAAGACCCUUAUCAUUCGCCUGGAACAGCUGACGGAAUUGCUUUUAUGCACCUACAAUGGAGAGUAUUCAUUCCAAAUAUUACGUCAAUAUUACACUGGAGGACGUCCAGUCUAAAUGUGACACCAUCUUAUCCUGGAGUGACAUCAAAUCGCAAUAUUACGCUACUCUGA
Messenger RNA from Ambispora gerdemannii, 363 nucleotides. NCBI's taxonomy places the organism in Eukaryota, Fungi, Glomeromycota, Glomeromycetes, Archaeosporales, Ambisporaceae. The record is from the annotation of a GenBank genome assembly.